GACAGUUCACCUCAGAUCCGCGAUCAAGUUGGUUCUAACUCGUGGACUUGUUCCGGAAUCUGUCCGCUUCGGAGGUCAUCUUUACGGUUCGGCUCUCUCGCAGACGUAAACGGGCAUGUCAGAUUCCGUCGAGGCGAUUCGUUUCGAGUUCUCUAGACGCGGAUUCUCCGCCGCAUGUAAAGUGAACGUUGCUUCUGGCAUUUCUUCAAUUAUCAGACUUAUGUUUUAUCGACUCUUUAAGAUUAAAAAUUCAGGAUACAUAUAAUUAUCGACGAUUAGUCGUGAAUAGUGCAAAAGUGACGUUGAACAGUGAAAGUGCAUUGUGAGAUGGGAGGAAAUUAAGACUAAUUAAAUUGAAUUUGUGAAAAUGUCAUCGCGAUUUGACGUCACGAACCGCGACGAAGCGAAAUCAAACUUGAGAAUGAAUCGAUUUUUCGCGGUGACGUUAUAAUAAUAUAACAAAAACACAUUAAAAAAAAAAUGCCGCAAUACGAUGACAGUUUCCUCGAUUCGCCGAUAUUUCGACGACGAACUCGCAGUUAUACCGUGCAAAAGCGGUUUUUGCCGAAAUCGCAAUCUUUUCACAUCACGACCACACCUUUGCUGCUGGCCGUAACCAAUCACGCCAGGACUCUUUCCGGUUCCUUGUCGACUUACAACUUGAAAGAAGUCGAGGAGCGCUCCGGCGGGAAGGCGCGCGGCGGCAAACUAGCGCGUCGUGCGCGCUCCUUCAAGGAGGACUUUCUGGAGAAGCUCUCCCACAUGCGUUCCCCCGGUAGCGGCAGCGGCGGCGGCGGAGGCGGGGGCGGCGGAGGCAGCGGGACGGGCACGAGGGCCGCCUCGCCCUCGUCACCGCGUACGCCGCGGGACAAGAGCGUCCCGGGCUGCAACGACUCCGGCAAUACUCUUGACAAGAAUCCCCUACGUGAUCUGCACAUCCACGUGCGGCAGGUCCAGCUGGCGCUGCUCCACUUUCGGGAUGUCGUGUCCAAGAAGAAGCUCGAGAUGCUACCCGGGAACGGCACGAUCGUCCUUGAUACCGUUACCACGAUACACAACGCGUUGAAGUCCUAUUUGCUCUAUGAGAAUAGUUCCACCUUGGGAUCUGCCACGAAUCAGGUGUACCAAGCGUUAGCGCAAUUGCUGAAACUCUGCGACGAUGUAUUGCUGCACGGUGAUCAAUCCUCCGCUCUAGACACCGAGAACGUGACGCACGUUAUCGGGCUGGUUGAGGAGGCGGUGAAAAAUUUAGUGGCUCUGGCGCACGAGAAGAUUGCCAACAAGCAGAAACCGGCAUCUGUUGCGAGUAGUAAUAGAACUUCCGGAUAUGGAUCGGAAUUAACGCAAAGAAACUCUCUGCCGGAUAUACCUUUGACACCAAGAGAACGCCAAAUCUUGGAACAAACGGCAACGAGCAGUAGCUUGGUUCGCAGCUCGCACAGUUCCGAAUCGAUCUUGCGGGAUUCUAGUCCACCACCGAAACCUCCGCUGCCCGACAGAACAAAUGUAUGUUUGUCGGAGGAAAACAGCUCUUCCGGUACACCUCCUCCGUUGCCGCCGAAGAGAAGAACGAGGACUCAACAGCUUCUCGACGAGUCAGAAGGUCUUUUGGCAUCUAGUCUUGAUAGAGUAUCCCUUCGAAGUCGAUCUCCAGAGGAUUCGUCGUCUCUUCUCAGCGCGUCCGCCGGUAGUUUGGAUUCGGCUCUGAAUCACUCCCGAGACGAGGACGAGAUUCGAGCCAUAAUGGGACCAAAUGAUGAAUCUUUGAAUGAUAGUAUGGACCUAAGUCUCAUGGCUACUAUUCAAGGCAUGCAAGUGAAUGGUACAUCAAACUGUAAUUGCUGGGACGGUUCUGAAACUAGCAUACCAAGUACUAUGUUGCUAGGUCAACAAACACCUCAGGAAAUGCUUAGUCCAUUCACUGGUAUAGAAGGAAAGAUGGAGCGAUUGUCUACGCAAACGCAGGAAUCGGGCUUCGUUUCUAUGCAUUCUCAACGAAGUUCAUCUCAAAGUUACACCACUGCGUCCAAAAGAUCGUCGCAACAGAGCAGCAUUAGUUAUAAUUCUCAAUCAUUUAGUGCACAGCAACAACAGUCGUUCUCCCAGACCAAAUUAUCCUCAGACAGUAAUGGCUCUAUUUUUACACAGAAGACGAUGACCAGCUCCAAAAGUACCAUUAGCACGACCAAUGUGUCUGGAAACGGGGACCCAGCUUUAUUGGAGAAAUUGGUAAAUGAAAUGGAAUCAACGACAACUACUACGUCUGAUUCUAACGGAGCGCCUCCAGCAUUGCCAGAGAAGCGAUCCAAACGAAGAAAGGAACGGCAGCCAUCGCAGUACGACAAUGUACCGGAGAACGAGCAUUUAUCUACAUGUACUUUACACACCAGUAAUGGAGAUAGUCCAGAUGCCAACAAACCACCUCCUCUGCCACUAAAGAAGCGGCAUAUGUUCCAAUCAGUGGCAUAUUCCGUUAUGGCUUACAUGGAGAUGUUUGGGAAUUGCUCCCACAGUAAUAACGAUUUCAUUUCGGGUCUCGGUACCCGUCAUUCUGUAGCAGCUUACAAUUCGAUGCAAGCAGAAUGGCAACAGCACGAGAUGUCCCUCACCACAACUCAAUCGUGUUCUUUUGUAACGCAUACUGUGACUGCUUUACACGAUAGCUCAAGCCUUUCUAUGACUACAACACCGAGCUCGAUAGAGGCAACAAAUAAUUCUAGUCUGCCCCCGGCAUUACCACCAAAGAGAUCUCGUUCCAUUAAAUCAAAUGUUACACCUCCACCAAUAUCGCCAAAACCCACAAUCAGUAUGCAGAGUAUUCACAAUUCGGAUUCUCUUGUGACAUCGACGCCUCUGAAGUCGGAAGAGCCAACAUACGCACAUGAAAAGAAAGACGUUACACCUCCGACUCCUGUAAAAUUGGUAAACAUUAAUAAUAACAAUGUUAUUAUGGACACAGUAUUAUCAUCAUCUAGACCUGCUAGUAAUGCUCUUUCUUCCAUAUCAGUCGAUGAAAAUACCCUCGAGUUAAGGGAUAUCGAUCAAGAUGAUAAUAUUUUAGAUGAAUUAGAUAUUAAUAAAUACUUGGUAUUGAAAAAAUCUGAUGAAGAAGGUCCAGAUAUACGUGGUGGGCAUCCAGAUGCUUUAUUAAUUCACGCCACAAAAGCAAAUAAACACGAUGAAAAAGAAUCAGACUUCUUAUAUCAAGAAGCAUUUCUAACAACAUACAGAACCUUCAUGCAGCCAUUAGAACUGAUUCGAAAACUACAUAGACGUCAUCAACGUUUCUCAUGUUCCCCAGAUGUCGUUAAACAAAGAGCUGCGCGUGAAGCAUUUUCCUUAUUAGUUAGAGUUGUUAGUGAUUUAACAAUAUCUGAUCUUGACGACGUUCUUCUGCAAACUCUGAUGGAAUUUGUACAGCAAUUGGUUUGCAGCGGCGAUCUUACAAUGGCCAAAGCGUUGCGGGUUAAGAUUUUAGAGAAGCAUACUAUCAAGCAAUUACAAGCAACGCAACCGAUUCUCUCAUCUCUGAGCGUAACAACGAAACAGGCUUCUCUGUUGGACUUCAAAAGUGAACAGAUUGCUGAACAAAUGACGCUACUCGAUGCCGACUUGUUUAUGAAAAUAGAAAUCCCGGAAGUGCUGAUCUGGGCGCAGGAACAGAAUGAAGAAAGAAGUCCGAAUCUCACAAGAUUUACCGAACACUUCAAUAAAAUGUCGUAUUGGGCGCGAUCUCGAAUAUUGGAGCACCGAUUAGAAAAUGAGGCGAAGGAUAGAGAGAAAUAUGUCGUAAAGUUUAUUAAAAUUAUGAAACAUCUUAGGAAAAUUAAUAAUUUUAAUAGCUAUCUCGCGUUAUUAUCUGCAUUGGACAGUGCGCCUAUUAGGAGACUCGAAUGGCAGAAGCACAUUACAGAAGGUCUGAAGGAAUAUUGCGCUCUCAUCGAUAGCUCUAGCAGCUUUCGAGCCUAUAGGCAAGCUUUGGCAGAAACGCAGCCACCAUGUAUUCCUUAUAUCGGACUUGUUUUGCAAGAUCUUACGUUUGUGCAUAUUGGAAAUAACGAUUUAUUACCAGAUGGCACUAUAAAUUUCUCAAAAAGAUGGCAACAAUUUAAUAUUGUUGAAAAUAUGAAAAGAUUUAAGAAAGGCACGUAUUCUUUCAAGAAACAUGAACGCAUCAUAACAUUUUUCAACAACUUCAGCGAUUUCCUCUGUGAGGAGGCAAUGUGGCAGAUCUCCGAAAGCAUCAAGCCACGUGGUGGCAAAAAAGCACAGCCGCAAAAUUAGAAUAUACCUAACCCUUUCACUGCCUGCGUCUCGAAAGGCUGAAACGUGAGUGAAUUGAAAGAUUUAUAUUUAUGCGUAGGUAUAUACUUUUUUUGCGGAAGGAAAAGAAAUUCCCUGCUAUAAUGCUCUAAGAGCAGUGAAAGGGUUAGCGAGUCUAUCCCAUUUCAACACAGCCUCUGUGAGGUUGUAUUUUAUUAUAUUAUUAAAUCUUGUAUGAAAAUUUUAGCAUACAAAUACAUCCGUAAACUCGAUAUUUAGCAGAUUCAAUAUAUAACAUAACACAUUGUUUAACUCAAACUUACGUUUAUAAUCAAUUGGAGAUCGAAAUGCCGAAACUCGGAAGAAUUUCAAAACGUUAAAUAAACCAAUAUUUAUCCCAA
Molecule: messenger RNA, 4664 nt
Organism: Camponotus floridanus (Florida carpenter ant)
Lineage: Eukaryota; Metazoa; Arthropoda; Insecta; Hymenoptera; Formicidae
Gene: C3G
Product: guanine nucleotide-releasing factor 2
Exons: 18
Coding region: 481-4284 (1267 amino acids)
Biological process (GO): positive regulation of GTPase activity; Ras protein signal transduction
Cellular component (GO): plasma membrane
Molecular function (GO): guanyl-nucleotide exchange factor activity
Source: RefSeq, a predicted model, not a curated record